This is a messenger RNA of Stegastes partitus (bicolor damselfish), 7403 nucleotides long. It is a transcript of the gene pi4kab, whose product is annotated as phosphatidylinositol 4-kinase, catalytic, alpha b. Bases 24 to 6332 code for a protein of 2102 amino acids. The record is from RefSeq and is a predicted model, not a curated record. Gene Ontology annotation, molecular function: 1-phosphatidylinositol 4-kinase activity. The transcript has 55 exons. Gene Ontology annotation, biological process: phosphatidylinositol-mediated signaling; phosphatidylinositol phosphate biosynthetic process. Lineage: Eukaryota; Metazoa; Chordata; Actinopteri; Pomacentridae. Gene Ontology annotation, cellular component: cytoplasm; plasma membrane.
CUGGUUUGAUGUAGGGGGUAAACAUGUCUGUAAUGGGAGGUGGUACGAGAGGGUUUUAUUUCAACACAGUCCUGUCGCUGGCCCGCUCUUUAGCUGCCCACCGUCCCGCCCCGGUCGAAAAGGUCCAGAAGCUGCAAUGUAUGUGUCCCGUAGAAGCCCGCGGUGUGUUUACUUUGGAUGUGCGUCGCAGAGAUGCUGUCAUUGCUCUGGCUGUGUUUCUGGUGGAGUCUGGUUUACAGCACAAAGACAUACUUGUUUCCUACUUGCUGAGCCUAUUGAGAGGGCUGCCACGGGUCCAAUGGAUCGAAGAAAGCUCGGGAAAGAAAGGAAAGGAAUUUCUUCCAGUUGCAGAAAACUUCAGCUUCUGUCUGGUGACACUUCUGUCAGAUGUGGCUCAGAGGGACCCAGACUCCAGAGAGGAGAUCUUAAACACUAUAAUGGAGGUCAUGCAGGCUUUCCAGGACAUGUGCCAAACACCUGAUAAUCACGACAAAGUCUUCCUGUGCAGGUACAUCAUCCCCAGCCUUCUCGGCAUGACUCGAGCGUUCGGCCGCUACAGCAACACAGACGAAGCGCUGUUGUCCAAGUUGUUCCCCAAAGAUUUUCCCCAGACUCGCUGCGUCACGGAGGAAACGGAGGGCGUGCGGCGCAGAUCCUUCAAUGACUUUCGUUCUAUCCUGCCGUCCUCGCUGCUCACCGUGUGCCAAAGUGACACUCUGCGCAGACGCACCGGGACCAACCUGGAUUCCUCUGCACAGAUCUGUACGGAUCCAGGAGGCCACUCUCCCUGCUCUCCGACAGCCCCCGGCCCACAUUACUUUGAAGCAGCCUAUCUUCCAGACAGCAGCACCGUGGACCCCGACUACUAUUUCUCCACCGUCAGCUCCAGUUUCUCAAUGUCUCCUCUCUACAUGGUAGCAGGAGAAAAUGAGGUGGAGGUGCCCGUUGAACUGCUGCGACAGCUCCUCAGCAUGGUUAAGAAGUUUGUUUCUGAAGCUUUUCUGAAAACUCUGGACGCCACCAUGACAGAAGUCACAGAGUCUAAUCCUGGAAUCAACCUCUAUUACAAAACCUUCAGUGACCCUCUCUAUGUGUGUGUGUUCAAAAUGCUGCGGGACACACUCUACUACAUGAAAGCCCUGCAGCCGACGUUUGUACGAGAGGUGCACGACUUUGUGCUGGAGCAGUUUAGCAGCAGUCAGUCGGAGCUGCAGCGGGUACUUCAUGACACGGGGGGGUUGCCGGGGGAACAAAGCCCCCUCAAACUCCGUUGCCAAGCCAACGCUGCCUGCGUGGACCUCAUGGUGUGGGCCGUCAAAGAUGAGCAAGGAGCUGAGAAUUUGUGCACCAAACUGUCGGAGAAGCUGCAGUCGAAAACCUCCAGCAAAGUCAUCAUUGCUCAUAUGCCCCUGCUCAUCUGUUGCCUACAGGGCCUGGGCCGUCUGUGUGAGAGGUUUCCAGUAGUUGCUCACUCUGCCACAACCUCUCUCAGGGAUUUCCUGGUGGUUCCUUCCCCUGUUCUUGUAAAACUCUACAAGUAUCACAACCAGUACAGCACAGGAACUGGGGAAAUUAGGAUAAACGUGACUAACGAGCAUUCUCAGUCCACCUUCAACAUACUGUCGAACAGGAAAGACCAGCCCUCCAUGUACGAGCAGCUCCGAGACAUUUCCAUUGACAACAUAUGCAGAUGUCUGAAAGCUGGUUUGACGAUGGACCACGUGAUAGUCGAAGCCUUUCUGGCCAGUCUCUCCAACCGUCUGUACAUUUCACAGGAGAACGACAAGGAAGCCCAUCUAAUUCCAGAUCACACCAUUCGAGCACUGGGCCACAUCGCAGUCGCUCUGAGAGACACUCCCAAAGUCAUGGAGCACAUCCUACAAAUCCUUCAGCAGAAGUUCUGCCAGCCUCCGUCGCAGCUCGAUGUUCUCAUCAUAGACCAGCUCGGCUGUAUGGUCAUCACAGGAAAUCAAUACAUCUAUCAGGAGGUGUGGAAUCUGUUCCAGCAGAUCAGCGUGAAAGCCAGUUCAGUGGUCUAUUCAGCCACCAAAGACUACAGGGAUCACGGUUACAGGCACUGCUCUCUGGCAGUGAUAAACGCUUUGGCCAACAUUGCAGCCAACCUGCAGGGGGAGCAGCUGGUGGACGAACUGAUGGUGAACCUCUUAGAACUGUUUGUCCAACUGGGCCUGGAAGGAAAGCGAGCCAGCGAGAGGGCCUCCGACAAGGGCCCGGCGCUGAAGGCAUCAAGCAGCGCCGGAAAUCUUGGAGUCCUUAUUCCAGUGAUUGCUGUGCUGACCAGACGCCUGCCGCCAAUCAAAGAGGCCAAGCCCCGCCUCCAGAAGCUGUUCAGAGACUUCUGGCUGUACUCGGUGGUCAUGGGUUUUGCCGUGGAGGGAUCAGGUCUUUGGCCAGAGGAGUGGUACGAAGGCGUUUGCGAGAUUGCCACCAAAUCUCCUCUUCUCACGUUCCCCAGCGGAGAACCUCUUCGCUCUGAACUGCAGUACAACUCAGCUCUGAAAAAUGACACAGUGACACCGGCCGAGUUGAGUGAACUACGAGCGACGAUUAGCAACCUCCUCGACCCACCUCCUGAAGGAUCUGCCCUCAUUAACAAGCUGGACUUCGCCAUGUCCACCUACCUGCUCUCCGUCUACCGAUUAGAAUACAUGAGGAUGCUGCGUUCCAACGAUCCCGACAGGUUCCAGGUCAUGUUUCGGUACUUUGAGGACAAAGCCAUCCAGAAAGACAAAUCUGGCAUGAUGCAGUGCAUUAUUUGUGUUGGCGACAAAGUGUUUGAUGUCUUCCUGCAGAUGAUGGCUGAGAAGCCAAAGACUAAAGAGCACGAGGAGGAACUGGAGCGACAUGCCCAGUUCUUGUUGAUCAACUUUAAUCACACCCACAAGAGGAUCCGCAGAGUGGCAGACAAAUACCUCUCUGGUUUGGCAGAGACAUUCCCACAUCUGCUCUGGAGCGGUCGUGUGCUGAAGACCAUGCUGGAUAUUUUGCAGACGCUCUCUCUGUCACUAAGCGCUGACAUUCACAAGGAUCAGCCUUACUAUGACAUCCCAGACACCCCGUACAGGAUCACUGUUCCUGACACAUACGAAGCCCGAGAGAGCAUUGUAAAGGACUUUGCUGCUCGUUGUGGUGAAAUCCUGAAAGAGGCGAUGAAAUGGGCCCCUUCAGUCACAAAGUCCCACCUACAGGAGUACCUGAACAAGCACCAGAACUGGGUGUCGGGACUGUCCCAGCACACUGGGCUCGCCAUGGCCACAGAGAGCAUCCUGCACUUCGCAGGCUACAACAGACAGAGCACCACACUCGGCGCUGCUUUCCCCCAGACCACUCAGCUGACAGAAAGACCAGCAUGUGUGAAGAAGGACUACUCCAACUUCAUGGCGUCGCUUAACCUACGAAACCGGUACACAGGAGAGGUGGCUGGAAUGAUCCAGUUCUCAGAGGCGACUCACAGCCAGUCAGACCUCAACAAGCUGAUGAUCCAUCAGAUGACCAGUGCUCUGGACAGAAAAGACCCAGAGGCCUUCACUCAGGCCAUGUUCAAGAUGGCAGCUCUGCUUAUAACGACCAAAAACUGCGAUCCACAGCUCCUGCACCAUCUGUGCUGGUCCCCUCUGAAGAUGUUUACAGAGCAUGGCAUGGAAACUGCUAUUGCCUGCUGGGAAUGGCUCCUGGCUGCACACAAUGGAGUGGAAGUGCCAUUCAUGCGUGAGAUGGCAGGGGCCUGGCAGAUGACAGUGGAGCUCAAGAUGGGUUUGUUUUCCGAGGCAAAGGUUGAGACCGGGCCGCUGGCCGUCUCAGAGGAGAGUCAACCUGCACCCUGUGCUCCUGAUGUCAUCCCUCACUUCCUCUGGAUAGAGUUUCUGGUGCAGAGGUUCGAGAUAGCCAAGUACAGCAGCGCUGACCAGGUGGAGAUUUUCACAACUAUUUUGCAGAGAUCUCUGUCUCUGAGCGUCGGAGGAGCCAAAAGCAGCCUGAACCGACACGUUGCUGCCAUCGGACCGAGAUUUAGACUCCUGACUCUGGGUCUGACUCUCCUGCAUGCUGACGUUGUGACCAACGCCACCAUCAGAAACGUGCUUCGAGAGAAGAUCUAUUCCACGGCUUUUGACUACUUCAGUGUGACUCCCAAGUUCCCCACUCAGACGGACAAGAGGCUGAGAGAAGACAUCAGCAUAAUGAUCAAGUUCUACGCCAGCUUGCAGUCAGACAAGAAGUAUCUAGCUGCCAACCAGCUGGUUCCCCCAGAUCCCCAAGACAUGUCGGUGAACAGCCUGUCUGUAGUGGCGGUGGCGGACAGCCGGAGCAGUCUGGAUGCAGCAGUAGGUCAGAGGCAGCAGGUGGCUCAGGGAUGGAUCAACACCUACCCUCUGUCCUCAGGGAUGUCCACCAUAUCCAAGAAAUCAGGACUGUCUAAGAAGAGCAACAGAGGCUCUCAGCUGCACAAAUAUUACAUGAAACGCAGGACACUACUCCUGGCUUUACUGGCCAGUGAGAUUGAGCGGCUGACAACAUGGUACAACCCGUUGUCCACUCAGGAGCUUGCGAUCGCUACAGAGCAGUCGGUGGAGACCAGUAUUGCGAACUGGAGGUCCAAAUACAUCAGCCUGACGGAAAAACAGUGGAAGGACAACGUCAACCUGGCCUGGAGCAUCGCACCUUACCUUGCCCUGCAGCUGCCCGCCAGAUUUAAAAACACGGAGGCUAUUGUCUCUGAGGUGACUCGUCUGGUGCGAAUGGAUCCGGCUGCUGUGUGCGACGUUCCUGAAGCAAUCAAGUUUCUGGUGACGUGGCACACGAUUGAUGCCGACUCUCCGGAGCUGAGUCAUAUUCUGUGCUGGGCUCCGGCGGAUCCUCCGACUGGACUGUCCUACUUCUCCUCCAUGUACCCGCCUCACCCCCUCACGGCCCAGUAUGGCGUCAAAGUGCUGCGCUCCUUCCCUCCUGACGCCAUUUUAUUCUACAUCCCUCAGAUUGUCCAGGCGCUUCGUUACGACAAGAUGGGCUACGUGAGAGAGUACAUCCUGUGGGCCGCUCAGAAGUCUCAGCUGCUGGCUCACCAGUUCAUCUGGAACAUGAAGACCAACAUCUACCUGGACGAGGAAGGGAACCAGAAAGACCCCGACAUCGGCGAGCUGCUGGAGCAGAUGGUGGAGGAGAUUACCGGCUCGCUGUCUGGCCCGGCCAAAGACUUUUACCAGAGAGAGUUUGACUUCUUUAACAAGAUUACCAACGUGUCGGCCAUUAUCAAGCCUUUUCCCAAAGGGGAGGAGAGGAAGAGGGCCUGCCUGGAUGCCAUGUCACAGAUCAAAGUCCAGCCUGGCUGUUAUCUCCCCAGUAACCCUGAGGCCAUAGUUCUGGAUAUUGACUACAAGUCUGGGACCCCCAUGCAGAGCGCUGCCAAAGCUCCCUACCUGGCCAAGUUCAAAGUUAGGAGGUGUGGAGUCAGUGAGCUGGAGAAAGAAGGUCUGCGGUGUCGCUCAGAUUCUGUGGAUGAGGCGAAGAACGAAGAGGAGGCCAAGAGAAUCUGCUGGCAGGCGGCCAUCUUUAAAGUUGGAGAUGACUGCAGACAGGACAUGUUGGCACUUCAGAUCAUCAGCCUGUUUAAGAACAUCUUCCAGCUGGUCGGCCUGGAUCUCUACGUGUUUCCUUACAGGGUGGUGGCCACAGCUCCUGGAUGCGGUGUGAUCGAGUGCAUCCCAGACUGCAAAUCUCGUGACCAACUGGGCCGACAGACGGACUUCGGCAUGUACGACUAUUUCAGGAACCAGUAUGGAGACGAGUCUACGCUGGCGUUCCAGAAGGCGCGGUACAACUUCAUCCGCAGCAUGGCAGCUUACAGCUUGCUGCUGUUCCUGCUGCAAAUAAAAGACAGACACAACGGCAACAUCAUGCUGGACAGUCAGGGCCACCUCAUCCACAUCGACUUUGGCUUCAUGUUUGAAAGCUCUCCGGGCGGGAACCUCGGCUGGGAGCCCGACAUCAAGCUGACCGACGAGAUGGUGAUGAUCAUGGGCGGGAAGAUGGAGGCGACGCCCUUCAAGUGGUUCAUGGAGAUGUGUGUGAGGGGAUACCUGGCUGUCAGGCCCUACAUGGAUGGAGUGGUCUCCUUAGUCAACCUCAUGCUGGACACCGGCCUUCCUUGCUUCAGAGGACAGACCAUCAAACUGCUCAAGCAGCGGUUCAACCCGGGUUUGAGCGAGAAAGAUGCAGCUUCCUUCAUCAUCAAAGUCAUCCAGAACUGCUUCCUCAGCAACAGGAGCAGAACCUACGACAUGAUCCAGUAUUACCAAAACCAGAUCCCAUAUUAAACGUUUGUGCCUAAGCAUGUGCAUAUAUUGGCCGGUACGUGGCGUGUGCGUGCGUGCGUGAGUUUGCGUGUGUGCCUUUGUGAAUGUUCACCAUUGAAGAUCGUGGCUCACCGUUUCUUCUGCUGAUUGUUGGAUGUUGUCCUUUGUGUUUGCUUUGGGCUUCUUGUUUCCUCUUUUUUUUUUUUUCCUUUACAUUAGUUGUCCCUUUAUUUAUUAUUAAGUUGGAAUCAUUGUUAUUAUUGAUUAUGAUAUUAUUGCACUAGCAUCUUGACUCCUGUGUACUUAGAGAGAGAAAAAAAACAACAACAAAACUCUUAGUAAUCUGCACGUUCAGUAAAUACUUUAUCGGAGUUUGUGCCAAUUUUAAAUGAUUUGUAAACGUCAGUGAAUGUGGAUUCUGUUGAUUUUUCGAUGGGGUUUUGAAAUGUGAUUGGAUACUUGAAGUAGCCGACUGGUUUCAGUUCUGACCAAUGUGGCCUAUUCUGUCAUCUCGUACUUGACUGUACUACUGUGCUUCUCUUUUUAAAUGGACCAGUCAGAGUUCCUUGAUCCGUGGCAUGGUACUCGUCUUGUUUGUAACCGUGAGACUUGACUGUAUAGACAUGGGUGGCGCUGUCUGUAUUUUGGGGUUUUUCAUAUUUCCACAUAUUUCCACUUUCAAAGAAACGAUGCACACGAGUCGUGGGAAACACUGGGGCUGAGUUUUGUACAUUUAGCGUUGCCAAAGGGGAGGGAGGGGAGAUACUGCACAUGAUUCACACUUUUCUAUUGCUUGUGGGUGAGGGUAAGGCACAGCUUCAAUGUUGGGCAGUUGCAUGAGGUGUUUACUACCAUGUAGCCUGUGUCCGAUGUGGCUUUUUUGGUGAAAAUUACUGUAGUAAUCCAAAGUGCUGUGCCCCACGUCCAUACGGUUAGCUUAAGCCUUCAUGUAAUGUUACAGGUUGUAAAGAUUUUGCCUCUCUUUGUAUAUUUAUAUCCAUGACCCAUUUUCUGUCUCCUUUUCUAUCUUCAUGCCUUUUGAAUGAGAAUGCACAAGAUAUGAAAUCAAAUAAAGAUCUAUUAACUUAAAAA